AUGACUGCAAGGAUUGUCGGGUUCUCCGUUCUGGCAGGAACAAUGCUGCUUCUCCUGACGUCACUAGUCCACUCUGAAGAUGAAACCGGCUUCUUUUGGCACGUGACCGACUUUCACUACGACAAGGACUACACGACCCAUGGUGUUCGGGACGCUAUGUGCCAUCUGUUCUCCAAUCGGUCCGGCUCGGGGGACAUAGGUCCGUACGGCGACGUCAAAUGCGACGCGCCCAAGCUUCUCGUGGAAUCGGUAGUAGCCGCCAUGCAGAGCAACGAGCCGAGCCCGGACUUCGUGCUUUGGACGGGGGACAACCUGCCGCACGUGGAACAGGUAUCCUGGUCUGACGUGUACGCGCAGACCCGGUGGCUCGGGCAGCUGCUGAGCGAAGCAUUCUCUGGCUAUCCCGUGGUGCCCACCCUUGGUAAUCACGAUUGCUCGCCGCCCAAUUACAUGCGUCCCGACAACAAGUCCUUGUUCCUCUCCGAAGCUGGCUUCAAUGAGCUUUUGCCCUCGUCCUCUUGGAGCAUAUUCGAGAAGGCUGGAUACUACAACUGGACAGUCAGCAGAUCCCUACGACUGGUUUGCCUCAACAGCAUGCUAUGGUAUGCUGGAAACAAAGCACCGGCUCCCAAAGGAAGCGUAGAUGACCAGCUGGUCUGGCUGCGCGAGCAGUUGCAAGAGGCUCAUCAGUUAGGACAAAAGGUCUUCAUCUCGGGGCACGUGGCACCUGGCUUCUACACCCACGUGUUGUCGCCGGAGUUAGGCACUUCGGGCUUGCUCCGGGACGAGAUCAACGAGGCCUACCAGGAUCUGAUAGCGAACUUCAUGGAUGUUGUUUCGGGACAGUUCUUCGGCCACCAGCACGCUAACUCUUUCGUGGUACUGUCGGACGCUUACGGGCGACCUGUGAGAAGCGCCCAGGUGGCCGCCUCGGUCACUCCGUGGACCACAUCAGACGACUUGAAGCUCAGCCUGGCGGUGCCCACAAACCCGAUGGUGCGGCUCUACAAGUACGACCGUUCCUCGACCAGACUUCUCGAUUAUACAGUCUACUACCUUGACUACGACAAGGCCAAUAUGCACCCCAAUGAGACGCCCAAGUGGGAGCCCCUCUACACACUGACGACGCAGUACGGUGUCCCCGACGUGACCACGGCUUCCAUGGUGGACCUGUCCCAGCGGUUAAACAGUUCUUCCGAACUCUUGGACACGUACAUCUGGCUGACCACGGCCUUCAACGACUCCUGCGACUCGUUCUGCCGCCGAGUUCAGCUCUGUAGUGCCAUGUGCUCGAGGGCGGUACCACACAGCGCGUGUAUCACCUCUUAA
Molecule: messenger RNA, 1329 nt
Organism: Ixodes scapularis (black-legged tick)
Lineage: Eukaryota; Metazoa; Arthropoda; Arachnida; Ixodida; Ixodidae
Product: acid sphingomyelinase-like phosphodiesterase 3b
Exons: 1
Coding region: 1-1329 (442 amino acids)
Molecular function (GO): hydrolase activity
Source: RefSeq, a predicted model, not a curated record